UCCUCAUCCCUGCAACCCCUUCACUCCCAGCUCCGCUUUUUCAGAGCAGGAACCAUCGGGAGCCCUCAGCGCCAUCCCCUACCCUAGGAGACCAUUCCUCGGCACCACCACCACCUUCCCGGGGCCUUCCCCUGCCCCGCUCCGCUGCCCGGAGGCGGAGGAGAAGGAGGGGAAGCGGAGGAGGAGGCGGCGGAGGCGGCGGCCACUUCGCGGUGCCCACGGCAACCCCCCGGCCCCCGCUUCCUCUCCGUCCUGCCAUCCAUCCGCUCCCGCCCCACCGCUGUCAACCGAACCGCCACCAGCACCGGUACCGGCAGCGAUAACGCAGGAAAGAUGCUUCAGAACUCCUGCUGUGGAUUUUGAAGGUCACUGAUGCCUUUCUGCAAAGCAGUUCUUACCCUGUUCCAGCUGGGGUCAUGUGUAUGAGACCAUUAAAAUGUGUUUUUUUGUUUCUCCUUGUCUUUUCCAUCCUAACAAUCUGGUACGUAACGUUUUACUCCAGCCCUGUGAUUGAGCACCCAAACCUGAUGUAUUUUUAUGAGUAUGAACCAGUUUACAAGCAGAAUUACCUCUUCACCCUGCGGGAACACCAGGAAUGCAAAGACAUCAAUCCCUUCCUGGUCAUCUUGGUGUCUUCACGUCCCAGGGAUGUGAGGUCAAGGCAGGCCAUCAGGAUCACCUGGGGAUCCCAGAACUUCUGGUGGGGACAUCGGGUUCUGACCCUCUUCUUACUGGGUGAGGACACUGCCAGGGAGGACAACCCUGCAGCUCUGUCAGUGGAAGAUGAGAGCAUCCUCUAUGGUGACAUCAUUCGCCAGGAUUUUCUGGACACUUAUGACAACCUUACCCUGAAAACCAUCAUGGCCUUCAGGUGGGUCACUGAGUUCUGUUCCAACACCAGGUUCCUCAUGAAGACUGACACUGAUGUCUUCAUCAACACCCCCAACUUGAUAAAACUCCUCCUGAAGCUCAAUUCCUCAGAAAACGUUUUCACUGGUUAUCCUUUUAGAGAGAACUUUGCCUACAGAGGUUUUUACCAAAAAACCUACAUCUCCUAUGCUGAGUAUCCCUUCAGGCUGUACCCUCCCUACUGCAGUGGGAUGGGUUACAUCCUGGAUGCCAAGCUGGUUCUGAGGAUUUAUGACCUGAUGAGUCACAUCAAACCCAUCAAAUUCGAGGAUGUUUAUGUGGGAAUUUGCUUAAAUAUUCUUAAAGUCAACAUCAGUAUUCCAGAAGAGAAUAAAUUCUUUCUUUAUAAAAUUAAUUUUGAUGCCUGUAAGUACAGACAACUGAUUGCAGUCCAUGGCAUGACAUCCAGUGAAAUAAUCAGGUUUUGGCAGGAUUUGUCAUCAGACACUUCAGUUACUUGCCCUUGAGUAUUAAAAUAUAAACUUCAGCCUCUUCUGUGCAAAACCAUUUCCAGUCCAGGGCAACACAAAGCAAAACCAGAGCUGCAGAGAAGAUUUGGAGUGCAGAAGGGUUGUGCUGCUGGGGCCAGACUGCAAGGGCAGCAUUCCUCAGGGACUCUCUCAUCUUCUUAAACUAAAUCUGUAGGUGUUGGCAGUGCCCUUUCCAUCCAGGCAUCCUCCACCUGCAGGAGACUUUGGAAUACACUGCCCAGCCUUCCUCUGACACUUCUCCUCCUGCUCUGCUGGAACCUCAGGAUUCCUUCCCAAACCUUGUGGAAUGUAUGAAAAGUCAACAAGGAAUCACAGUUAUGCAAAAAAAAAAAAAAAAUAAUCUGACUCUGAAGGUGCUUCCAAAUUCCUACGUGGGUUUUUAAGAUUCUUUUGGGAACUGCACCAUCCUUUGCCACCCUCAAGUAUUUGUUCUCUACUCAACAACCUGUUUUGGGUUUUUUUCUGGCAAUGUUUCCCCCCUGCAGCCCUUCCCAGAGGGUUCCACUUUCUUAUUUAAACACCUCCAGAGUCAUCCUGAGGGGGUGAGCAGCCCGUGGGUCUCCUGGGUGGGAAAUUCUGACCCGGGGCUGCACUCUGGGUGUCUGAAUCUAUGUAGGAAAUGGAACUUCUUUGAUUUCUGCUGACGUUCCUGGGCUGGCUGCACAGCUCAGUUACCAGAGAUCUCUGCUCCAGUGGGCUCAUCAAACCCCACGUGUACACACCCAGAGUUCUGGACCCACCUUGGGAGGAUUCAGAUGCAUUUAUAGCAUGACUUGAGAUCUGUUCCUAAACAGCUUUUAAAAGGAAAAGACAUUGUAAGAUCAGUAUUCCUUAAAGAAGACAAACUGCUGUGUAUCUGUAAAGAUGUGUAUUUGAAUCACUUUAUUCAUAUCAGCAAGGCCAAGAUUUUCAGUACUUUACACUUCUAAUAGACAAGAAUACAGGAUUUGCAGUUGCAGGGACAUGAUUACUCUUGAUAACAUCCACUACACAGGGAGGAUACUACAGUGACAUCCUGUACACCUAGAAUGACAGAGCACUGCCACCUGACUGUACUACAGCUGGGAUGUGGUGAUGUAUUUACAUUUGGCUGGCUUUCACAUCGUCUCUUAGAGACAAAUUAGCAGAGGUGCAGAAACCUCUAGUACCAAGGUUGAGGUUUCACCAGGUUUGGUUUUUUUUUCUUGUUACCUUGUGGUCAGUAGUGAGUUUUUGCUGUCUUGUCAACUGCACGUGGUUUGCUGAUGGAAUUACAGGAGGUGUUCUUUUAUUUUAGCUAUAAAAAUGAGGUCUUGGGGACGAUACCCUCUAGAGGAGUAUUUCAGGUGUCAGUGUUCUAAGAUGUUAAGGUCAAAGGUUUUCAAAAAUAGAAUUUUUUUGGUGAACUAAAGAGCUAAAGGUACAGUAUUGCAUAACGGAGGGAAGAAAGCUGUUGUAUCCCUAGAAACUACAGCUGUUCCUGUAGGAUCUGUGGUUUGAUUGUUGUAGAGUGGUCAGAUCCUGAGAGCUCUGGGAGGAAUCUUGAACUUGUUCUUUGAUUGUUUAUACAGCUCAAAAAAAAAAGCAAAAAAAAACCCUAAAGCUCCCUUUUUUUUAUGUAAGCCAUGUUCAGUAGUUAGAAAUAAAUUAUUCUGUCAGCAGAACACUGACACCACAACACACUUUGUAUUGCUUUCUCCAAGAAAAAAAAUGUCAUGAGGAAAGACUCUGGAUGUUCAAGAAGUGGAUAAAGCAGAGAGCUCCUGGGGAGAGACUUAGACAGGAGAAUCCCAGAGCUGGGCAGGCUGGGCACCACCCCAAACCUCCCCACUGCUCACAGACUUUUCCUUUUAAACACAGACAUCUCUUCAUGCCACCUGAAACUGGGACCUCAAGUGGCAUCAGUUCUGCAAGAAACUGACAUUGGAAAAUAUUCCUGCUCUUGGGUUGUGUUUUUGAGCCAUUUCCAACUGGUUUGAGUCUGACCCUACUAUUGCUUAAAAGACCAUAAAAAUUUAUACCUAAGCUUAAAGGAAGGAACAGGAAAGUUUUUAGUGUGAGCAGAGAGGUAAGAAAAGCUUAAGGUUGGGAACUGAUGUGUUAAAAGUCAGUGGUGGGCCCAAGUUUUCUUGCAUCUGCUGAUACUGGACUAAAAAUGAAGCCUAAACCACAGGCUAAGAUCUUCCCAAAUCCUAAGAUUCUUCUUUUUUGGGGCAGGUGGUUCAGAAAGCUCUGAAAUCAGAAUUCCCACUGCUUGGGAUGUGGAUGUGAGAAGUUUGGGGCUUUCUGACUUGAAAAGUCUGGUGAUAAUCUGGGAAGUGCUGCUGGGUGGAGAGCAAAAGGGGUUUAUAGGGUAAAAUCUCAAGUGUGUGUUAGUUCAAAAACUAAAAAGCAAAAAUGUUUCAGUGUUUUGUGUGCAGUCUGGAGCAAGCGAGUUCAGACUGAACCAGGGAACAGGCUGUGAGUUUAGGGGAAUUAUUCUAUGACAGUAUUGACAGGACAAGGAAGGUUUGGGUUAUUUUCCUAAGUUCUGGUUUCUUUUUCUAAUUACUACUAAAGCCCUACAGUGCAAGUUCGUUGGAGGCAGCCCACAACUGCAUGGAAAAAAUGGUAAUUUUCUCAUAUUUCUUUCAAAUUUCAAUUAAAAGUUUAACUCCUGUGCCACUGAAUUCCUGCCCCGUGUCUGUGGGUUGUGUUGAAGGAGUCUGGGGAGCAGAGCUUUGCUCUCUGGCUGUCAGAUAUUGGUUCCUCUCCAUUUUGCUCUGAGUUAUGUGGAUAUUUUGGUAAGUUUGUACAGUUUUAUUCAUUUUUUUUUUAUACAGUUUGCCUAAGGCAGAGGUGGUAGGGAGGGGAUGGGAAGCUUCUGCAGUCUCUGCUGAAGGGAGCUUGGCAGGGGUGGCUCCUGAGCCCCACAACCAAACACUCUAAAAUAAAGGCUUUAAAAAGUUUACCCCCUGUGACCCCUCUGGAGAGCUUUCUGAGCUCUGCUCACCUCGUCCUUUCUGCCAGUUGAAUUUUCCAGGCUGCAUUCAUCCUGCUGAGUUGUUUUCUUUUUUAACUCUGGUGAGCCCAGGGUGUCCUGGCUCCUCCUCUCUGGAACUCCUUCCCCUGCCUGGGAGGAAACUUCCAAGUCUCCCCUGAGCUCACCAUAAAGAUAAAAAUCUUAAAAACACCCCUGGCACCCAGUGAAAAAAUGUUACAAAGGACCCUGAAGAGGCUCUUACAGAACCCAGAGCUGUUGUACUAACUGGAAGCUCUCCUUAACCCAGAUGGAUCACCAGAACCUCCUGGUUCCUUUCUCUUGGGGUUUGUGUAGGAUUUUUGUUCCUAAAACUCCAGCCUGACCCUGCAGAGCUCUGGGUGUUCAUCAUGAGCCUGGCUCCUUUCUGAGCCUUUCCAGAUGCAGUGCCCAGAAGUGCUUUUAAAGUGGCUCACUGAAAUAUUCCCACCAAACAGCUUUUGAAGUGGGUUUUUUUUUUAAUUUUUUAACAAGCUGGAGAGGUUUUCUGAGCAUCCCUGUCCCUAGAAGCACUGAUGCACCUCCCCAGCUCAAAAAUAGGUUUGCCAUUUAAAUGCAGAAAAAAAAAUUGCUUUAUUUCCCUAUUGCUCAGCCAGUUCAUAGUCCUUCCUUAGCACUGAGGCCAGCUGGGAGCUGACCUGCUCAGAAAAGUGGAUUUCAGGACUUUCCUCAAUAAUUGCACCCUGUGAGCUUCUGCUGGAGGUUUCAGGUAAGCUCCAGCUGCUCUGGCUGCAGACAUUUUGCUUAACAGCUUCUUGAUUCUUGUGGACACCCCGAGCCAAGGGACACCCAGAACUUCACCUUACCCAAAGGGAAAACUUCCCAAAUUGCUGCUUGCAAAGCUGUAACCUGUUAAAUGGACAUUCUGAGGCAGCUAACAGCAAAACUCCCUCAUCCUCAAGGUGCAAACACCACUCUUUAGUGCUCACUGUUGUGAUCUAACACCACCAUCACUGUUAGUUUGUCUCUGAAACUGUUUUGCUCCUGACCUCCUGUUCCCAGGUCAGCAGUCAACACCCUGACCUUGAUGGCUUUGCCUUUAUUUUAUAUUUUAAACACUCUCUUCAGUAAAACAGGCUCAUUCCUUUCCAAUUUUGUCUUUUUAGAACCUUCAUGGUGAUGUCUCUGUCACCAUCCCUCCCCGGGGGAACCACCUCGGUGUGCCCAGACCGCCUGCACUGCUAAGCAGGGAGGGGAUAUUGAUUUUAUAUACCAGAAAACCGGGGCUCCUGCCACCCUGGGGACACGAAACCCCCCGUUUUUCACCCCAAAACCUGCUCGUUGAAGGAGCAGUGCCCGGGGAGGGUGCUGGGGGCAGGGCAGCCGCUAGAAGGAGCUGUAAAGCCACCGGAGCCGGAGCACCGGGACCGGACCGGGGUGACAGUUCCAGCCCUGCGGGGACAGGACAGGAGCCAGCAAGCAGCAAGGCAAUGGGUGGCAGGAGGUUUCAAACUUUUUGUGUCAGUUAAACUCUUUAUUAUAUCCCUGGGAAGAGCCCAAAUUCUUUUUAAGUUCUGCCUCAGACGACUCCUGACACGGUACAUUUGUUCACCUCAGGCCCCAGGGAAGAGGCUUUUUGGGGGGUUUUUUGGCAGCACCUUAAAUAUAUUAUUUUUCUGCCACGGGAUGCUCUUCCUUGGGGAGCAGAUGAGCAGUGGAGCUGCUCAAAAAAUCAGCAA
Molecule: messenger RNA, 6077 nt
Organism: Calypte anna (Anna's hummingbird)
Lineage: Eukaryota; Metazoa; Chordata; Aves; Apodiformes; Trochilidae
Gene: B3GALNT1
Product: beta-1,3-N-acetylgalactosaminyltransferase 1 (globoside blood group)
Exons: 2
Coding region: 417-1376 (319 amino acids)
Cellular component (GO): membrane
Molecular function (GO): N-acetyl-beta-D-glucosaminide beta-(1,3)-galactosyltransferase activity
Source: RefSeq, a predicted model, not a curated record